Meleagris gallopavo (turkey) is the source of this 3262-nucleotide messenger RNA. The record is from RefSeq and is a predicted model, not a curated record. Lineage: Eukaryota; Metazoa; Chordata; Aves; Galliformes; Phasianidae.
CAUUUCUUCCUGCUUUUUCAGAUGGUCACCGAUUAUCAAAAUGUACAGGAGCUGCCUUACCUGGACAUGGUGAUUGCAGAGACGUUGCGCAUGUUUCCACCUGCAUUCAGGUUCACUCGGGAAGCAGCUAAGGACUGUGUGGUGCUGGGACAGCGUAUUCCUGCUGGGGCUGUUAUUGAAACUGCAGUUGGACAUCUCCACCACAACCCAGAGUUCUGGCCAGAGCCAGAGAAAUUCAUUCCUGAAAGGUUUACGGAGGAGGCCAAGAAGGAGCGACAUCCCUUUGCAUACCUACCCUUUGGAGCAGGACCCCGUGGCUGUGUUGGUAGGAAGAUGGGUUUGCUGGAGACCAAAAUGACUCUGCUGAGGAUUUUGCAGAUGUUUCGAUUUAAGACCUGCCCAGAAACUGAGAUUCCUUUGCAGCUGAAAUCAAAAGCCACACUUGGACCGAAAAAUGGAGUCUACAUUAUCCUAGAAUCUCGCUAAAACAGAAUGUACAUCCUGUAACCUCCUGGAAUGGGACCUCUUGUUUAAUGACUUACUGAAUAUUAUUAUUUUUCAAAUAUCCAAAGACAGAUAGGAGCCUGAGUCCCACUAAAGGUCAGCAGAUGCUGCCUAACUGCCACCCGGUGGGAGAGUUUCAAGUCACUUUUUAAAAUGAGAUGUGGGCUUCACAGUCACUUGGUGAUUUUGAAAUUGCUGUGAAUAAUAUCUGAAAAGAAGCACGUGACUUUCGCUGGCUUUUCUACAUUACACUUCCUUUUACUCAUCUAUAAGAAGGCUUUCUCCACGCUCUAGUUCAAUGGAUGGAGCAGGUGUUAAGGUGUUAAGAUUUACGAUAGGUUUUAAUUACCAUUCAUUAGCUAAUACAUUCUGCUGAUGCACUUAUAAAUCCCUGCUUUAGAAAAAGCCCAAGAGACACCAGAGUUAUAGCAGAAGAGUUGGAAUCCAGUGCAUUGGAUUUUAUUCUGAACUCUGCUAAAAAUCAAAGCUGAGUCUCCUGCACAGUACUUAACCUCUCCUUGUUCCUGUAAAGUAGAAAAAGCAGCUUCUUCUUCAUGCUUUUGAAGUGUUUUGAAAUACACUUAAAUUAACAGUUUGCACUUGGCUCACUGCAUCAACAUGCCUAAAGAGGAGUGAAGAGUUCCCCCAGUUGCCUGUUAGAUUCCAGUAACUAAGAAGUGAGGUGAUAACUAUUUUGUUAGUUAAGAAUUUCUGUUGGAAAGGUUGACAAAAAUAAGACAUAAAUUUAAAGGAAGCAAGAGGAUUGGAGAAGCUUUAAGGAUAAUCAGAAGAUGUUGGCAUAAUAUCUGCUUCACUGCUCCGAGGCCUAUACUUUCCAAGCAUUGCAGUUGACACCUUUAUCUCAUUGACUUGAGUUAUGCAUGCACUAAAGCCAAUGGCCAGGGAGUGGGAUCCAGGAUCAUCAGUCCCCCUUUUGGCUCUUUAUGUGACCCUGCAACAAGUUAUUUUCCAAGUGCCUAGUGAUGUUCUGUGCUAGAAGUUUCCUUAAGUACAACAUUUCUCUUGGUGGGAUGCACAGAGAAGUGUCGUGGCAGCAGUGGGAAGAGACUGACUGCUCAGCUUCCCUGCAGGGAUUGCUGGAAGGAGCCAUCUGUUCGCUGAUCCCUAGCUGCAGUUUCUCUCCAGCAAGCACCUUUUGCUGCCUCCUUCCCACAUGCUUCACUUCACACUGAUCAAAUUGCUCUGUCUCAUUCCUGAAAGAUUUUGUCUGUUUCUUUUAUGGGAAUUCUUUUUUUAAUCAGAUCUGUACAGGUAACAGUUAAGUACUGUCCUGGCAAUCAUGGAAUUGUUCCUAUUUAUGUGGAGCAUCUCUGGCAGGCUAACCAGAAGUAUCCUAUUACAGAUAUUGAAUUACUGAUGAAGUGACUGUUAUUUGAAAAGCAACAGAGUGUAUAUGCCUUAAUUUCCACAAGUUAUCCAUCACCUUUUCCUCUUGAAAGCAGUGUACUGACAGCUAAUUUACUGUGCAGCGUAUAGGUACAAGUGGCAAAAAGUUGGACAGUCCUUGCCUAAAAACUUCCCACCUACCUAAAUGAGCAGAAGGCUCAUCUCACAGUCUGAAGAAGUCAGCCAUUAAGGACUUGUUUGGCUCCUCAAUAUUUUUUUUUUAAUUCUGUUUCUUCCUUAUGUAAAUUAGCAGGUCUUUAUGUGCUUUGUUUUUGAAUAUUUACUCCAGUGUAAAUGAAGAUUGCGUCUCGCUUCAGCGUGCUUUUGUAUGAUCUGUUGUUAUCUGAACACUGCUUAUCUAACCUGCUUAUCGGAAUCCUGUUUGUAUCCUUGGUAUUUAUCUGAGAGCUCCACUCACGUGUAUGGCAGCUGAUCAGCUCACAUUGCUGUGGCUAAACAGGGCAUUGUCAUCGUGAAUGCCAUGUUAACUCUGCUGGGAGAAAAACAGUACUGCAGUGACUGCAACUGUGCAUCACAUUUUACAGGCUUGGAAAUUGCACUAAGAGUCUUUCCCUGCUGCUUCUAAAUUGAACAGACAGUACACAAGCAACUAAACUCAGCUGAGCUGAUACAGCCACCAGGCACUGUACAGCCUUCCUCUGUACCAGGAUGCUUAAUGAUGCUGUUCCUGUCCCGGGUUCAGCAACGUGCUGCUGGAAGAGUGGUGCUGCUCUGUUUUCUUGGAGCACUCACUCAGUACUGGCAAAAAGUGAGACAUGAGACUGCCAGCAGCUCUCAGAAAAGGAAACAGGUAACAGCACAGUAACUGCAGGAAUAAGGAAGCUGAUGUAAAAUAACUUUCUCUCCUCAGUACCUGUAAGUGUGUUGUCUUGUAUUGCUGAGCUAUGGGUAUGUUUAAAACUGGGCAUGUCUGCUUCACAAGAAGCUCUUUGUCACUCUGAGAGGUGAUAUGAAGGAAAGGCUGCUUGGUAAAGGAAAGCAUCUACUGAAAACAUCUUCUGAGACUUAGCAACGAUUGCUGAAAUUAGUCAGUAUAAAAUAGUAUUUAGAAUGACUGCUGCAAUGAUAAAAAACCUUUACAGUUUUGUACUUUCAUUAGGUUUUAUACUUCAGUAUCCUUGGAGUCAGGCAUUAGAAAUGAUUAUGCAGGGCCAAUUGCAAAUGUGAAUGCUCUAUUUUAUUUGGCAUUAAACAACAGAAUUUUCUCCAUAUGUGAUACUUUCUUAAAUGAUCAACUGCUCAUUUUCUUUUGUUAAAUGAUGAUUCCAUCUUGGGUGCUGCUUCACCUUCUCCUGUGCAUUUACAAUAGUAAAUAUACUGAAAGCACCUA